Neurospora tetrasperma FGSC 2508 is the source of this 783-nucleotide messenger RNA. RefSeq lists its product as uncharacterized. Gene Ontology annotation, biological process: vacuolar proton-transporting V-type ATPase complex assembly. The record is from RefSeq and is a predicted model, not a curated record. The transcript is spliced from 2 exons. The coding region runs from base 1 to 783 and encodes 260 amino acids. Lineage: Eukaryota; Fungi; Ascomycota; Sordariomycetes; Sordariales; Sordariaceae. Gene Ontology annotation, cellular component: Vma12-Vma22 assembly complex; extrinsic component of endoplasmic reticulum membrane.
AUGACCACCAUCACCGCUUCUUCUCCCUCAUCCACCCUUCAAGAUGCUACCGCCUCCCCAUUCUCUCCAACAGAACAAGACCCCUACAACACCCAAAUCGACGCCCUACUCACCCGCUACCUCCUCUUGCUAGACGAGUACACCACCCUCCGCUCCUCGCUCUCCAGCCUGCAGGCCGGCAUGUACCAGAACCUGGCGCGCGCAAACUUUACCGCUGAGCGGGGCGUGCGGUACGGGAAGGAGUACUUUGAUGAGAGGAUGGUGGCUAGUAGGAGGGUUCUGGUGAGGGUUGGGGCAGGGAAAGGAAAAGGGAAAGGGGACAAAAAGGAAGAAGAAGAAAAAGAAGAGCACGGUGGGUGGUGGUGGUUGGUGGGUAAGCACAAGGAAGCCAAGGAGGAGGUUAUUCAAAGAGCAGACACAACAGCAACAACAACAACAACACCACCACCACCAGUAGCGUCUGCCGACCAAGACUCCGGAACCCUCUCGAGCCCCAACGAUGACACCGAUACACCCGAAGCCGACAAGGAAGAUGACACCAAAAAGAAGAUUCGAAAAAACGACCCUCUUCGCUGGUUCGGCCUCCUCACCCCGCUUCCGCUCCGCCUUGCCCAGACCCAGGCCAUCCAAGCCGUGGAGCAAAUCAUUCCGCGGCUGGUGACGGUUAACGCGGAGAUGGCGCAGGUGGAGAUUGAGGUACGGAGAGCGAGGAAGAGAAGGGAGAAAGCGGCUGUCAAGGCGAAGGCGGCGGCGGUGGCGGCGGCGGCCAAGGAUGCUAAAUAA